This is a messenger RNA of Copidosoma floridanum, 8159 nucleotides long. RefSeq names its product AT-rich interaction domain hat-trick (gene htk). Gene Ontology annotation, cellular component: nucleus. Gene Ontology annotation, biological process: regulation of transcription by RNA polymerase II. The record is from RefSeq and is a predicted model, not a curated record. Lineage: Eukaryota; Metazoa; Arthropoda; Insecta; Hymenoptera; Encyrtidae. Gene Ontology annotation, molecular function: transcription cis-regulatory region binding.
UGCUGAUGGACUAGUAUGACCUGUAUGUCUAUGUGUGUGAAAGUGUGAUGGAGGGGGACAGACGCACAAUAUACAAAAGAGAGAAAGAGAGGACAUCACGCGCAAAAAAGAACAAUUUUACCAUUUUACGCUAGAACGUAAAUAUUUCGCAUCAAAUUAUCAACCGCCUCAGCGUCUUGCUCCAAACUCCGAAAAAGGCGGACAAGCACAUCAGACGCUCUGCAUCAUCACUAUCAUCAGUAUGUAAAAAAAAAAAAUUCAGUUUGUGUCUUCAUCGUUUCCCGUCGCAGCGAGGGACCGACCAACGUGGUGAUUCAAAGUGAUAUUUACGGAAAAAAAAUCUGUUGCGAAUUGUUGCAUACUUAGUACCUAUCCUCAAAAAGCCACAGAAGUAGCAGCAAAAAAGCAUCGAUGUUGGGCCAUCUGCUGGUAUGCAGUGUCCACAGUUCAGAAUUGGAGAAGACAAACAGCUGCUGAAGCAAGCUAUGUGGAGAAUUACCAAGCACUAGGAAGCGAAGGAAGAUGUCGGUCACGGUAAGCAAACCAGAAAGCACCAGCUUAGCCUACAGCGACAGGCUGUGGCCCGUCGACGUCGUCGUCCUCUUCUACGCAACUCCUUUUCCUUCGUGGGAACAACAGCAGAUGUGAGAACGACAGACAGAGAGAUAGAUAUUGUAUUUAUGCACAAACAAACAAACAAGAACCUCUCUCUCUCAUUCUCUCUGUGCCUCUAUAUUAUAUGUACACUGUAUAAUAUAUAUUUUUUUGUGUUAUGUGUGUGUUUUUAUUUUUGUUCUGGUGCUCGUUGAAAUUCAAGGUGGAAAUUCCAAAUUGCCCAGAUACUUGUACCGAGCACUUUUGAGUGAAAACCUUGCCAUCCCCAACACAUCCAUGCCGCAUAGCAUGCUCCUUUUUGUAUAGAAAAACACACAGAGACUGCUUUCAUACAUCUUACCUGAUCAUUAUGGCCAAGUGUUUUACUCUUGUACUGUCAGUGUGGAUCGAGUGCCUACUUACAUAUUAGUAAUUCACGGUGGUGUGUGUACUCUAGACAGACGCUCCUGCUGUUUCCCUGACCGUGUAUAUUUUGUAAAAAUAGCUCCCCAGCCAGAGAGACCAGUGCGUACACUAUUAUUGAGGAGUCAUGUCUUGUAAUGUUUUGCAGGGGGAUGAUCCACCCUACCUAUCAGUGGGCACAGAAGUCAGUGCCAAGUACAAAGGUGCCUUUUGCGAGGCCAAAAUUAAAAAAGUCCAACGAUGUAUCAAGUGCAGAGUGACUUACAAGCAAGGCUUGGGCACAGCUACUAUAACGGAUGAUCAAAUCAAGGGCCAAAUUAGAAUUGGAGCCCUUAUUGAAGCCAAGUACAAUGACAGAAAAGACUUUGUUGAGGCGACGAUCAACAAAAUUCAAGACUGUAGUCAGUACACGGUUGUGUUUGAUGAUGGUGACAUUACCACUCUGAGGAGGUCUGCUUUGUGUUUAAAGAGUGGCCGACACUUUGCUGAAAGCGAGACUUUGGACCAACUCCCUCUCACUCAUCCGGAACACUUUGGUUAUCCUGUUACUGGCAGGCGUGGCAGGAGGUGCAGGCAAAAUCAAGAUGGAAGUAGUGAUGAGGAUGACGACGAUGGUGCUAGAGGUAGUAAUGACUCUGGUUCUGGUUCAGGAGGUAAAGAAGGACCCGAGAGAGAGCCAGAAAUUGGAAAAGUCGUUUGUGUCGAACUGAGUAAUGAUAAAAAGAAAAAGGACAACUGGUUCCCUGGACUCAUUGUUUCACCCAAUGCUCAGGAUACAAACAAAAUUAACGUGCAUGAAGAAUUUCUCGUCAGAUCAUUCAGAGAUUCUAGAUUUUACACAGUCCCUAAAAAAGAAACAACACAAUUUACUAAGGAUAUGGUAGCUAAAGUGGAACAUUCUAUCCUCAAAACUGCAGUAGAAAAAGCAAUACAAUAUUUAGACAAAGACGAAUUGCCAAAUCAUUGGGAUAGGGAUGUCUUAUUUGGAUAUGCAGUAACAAGCGAUAACACAGACUCUGAAGAAGGAGAUGAAUCGCCUAGCUCAGACGAUGAGCCGCGGGAGGAAAAAGAUCAUGUUGUUGCUACAUUAUACAAAUUCAUGGAUGAUAGGGGAACACCUAUCAACCAGUGUCCAAUGAUUGGCAAUGAAGAUAUCGAUCUCUACAAAUUAUUUCGUGCUGUUUACAAGCUUGGUGGUUAUAAUCGUGUGACAAAUCAAAAUCAAUGGAAAUCAAUCACGAAGCGGCUUGGCUUUCAAGUGCAAAAUAACCAGUCGACGCGUAAUGCUGUCAAACAUUCGUACAAAAGGUACCUGCACUCGUUUGAAGAUUUCUAUAGAAAAUUGGGUUGUACCAUGGUCAAUCAUCCAAGAAGUCGCACGGCUAAGCAGCGACCAGGACGUAGUUUGAUUAGAGAUCGAGAUCGAACGACAACUCCGAAUCAAGAACAACCGAGUAUUAAGAUAGAAAAAGAAGAAGAAGAAGAGAAAAAGCCAGCACUGAUUCCAGAAGACGAAAUAAAAAAAGAAAAAAUUAAAAAGGAAAUAAUACCGAAAGAGGAGGAAGUACAAGUAAAAGUUAAGAGAAAAGAAGAACCCGCAGACGAAGAUAUUAGUGGACAAGAAAGCGAUACAAAUCUCGAUGUGGAUGAUGAAUCUUCUGGUAGUGAAAGAUCGCUUAGAAGUAUUUCAAGGUUGACGCCGUCGAGUAACGUAAGCGGUAAAUCCAAGGUAGCUGUUAAAAACAAAGAUGAAACUCUGAAAAAGAAACCGAACGCCGAAAAGAAGAAAACUGAUACAAAAAAACUAGAGAAAAAAGACGAGAAAGGCAAAGAGGAUGAUAGCACAAAGACGAGAUCGAGGUCGAAAGAUGAUGUGAGUAAGGGAAGCAAAUCGAGUUCCGAAACUAGAGAAACAAGAGCACCAUCUAGAGAAUCGGAUAAAAAGCUUUCAAUCAAGCCUAGGAGGAUGACGGACGAUGAGCUAAAAAAACGUGGCCGCAAGAAGAAAGACGCUGAGGGGGAAAAAGGAAAAAGUUCUGAAGAACAAACAAUGAGCUUUAUACCACUUUACAAGGGACCCGUUGACAUAGGUGACAAGCUCAAUGUGUAUUAUGGACCAACGCACGAAAAGAAAGUCACGUACGAAGCUAAAAUCAUCGACAUAUCAAAGGAUGGUCCUGAACCUCUGUUAUUGGUACAUUAUACUGGCUGGAAUAAUAGGUACGAUGAAUGGAUAAAAUGUUCAAGGAUAGCACAUAAUUAUAGCCAGUCGCAGGGUCGAUCAAAGCGCUCCAAAACGACACCCCGUCCGCAAACGCCGAGUGUAAGUUCUACAUCCACACCAAAAUCGAAAACUGCGCCAAACGCUGGUACCGGUUCUUCACCCGCAUCUCAGAACCGUCGUCGUGCUCAAGGUGACACUUCAUCAACUGGAAGUGGUUCCAGCAUAUGCAACAGAGAUGCCCGCAAAGAUGAGAGAGAAGUUACGCCGACAACGCGAUCUAUGACGCCGUCGCCAUUGAUUUCAAACGUUUUGCGAACAAAAAGUCCAGCGUCGACAGCAAGCAAUCGGUCGACUCGUGCGACACGUAAUGCUGAUUCCGCGUCUUCGAGUGAUUUGAGUCGACGCCCGAGGCGAUCGUCGGGUCACACAGACACUAUCGCCGCCGAAGAGACGGAGAGCGAUGAGACAGACUCGCUUGAGUCUGAUGCUAGUAUUUCAACUCAAAUAACAUCGCGGUCUCGAGUGAGGGGGGUCCAGGAGAAGAGAAAUCGUAGGGAAGCAAGGAGACGAGCAGAAAGCCGCAUGAAAAUCGAAGAUGUGAGCGAUACAGAGGAAAAAGAAAUCGAAGAGCCAAGACGUGGACGGAGAAUAAGAAAGUCUAUUGGAAAAAUGCUAGAAAUCAAGUCGGAGCCAGAGAGUGACGAUGAACAACCCAAGGGUAGAGAUUUCGAUCUAAACCAAAUUAGAUCUGAACUUAAAGGUUUCGACAAAGCGGUUAAAUUGGAAAUAACGGCUGUUGAACGUGUUGUCGAAGAUCAAGAAAGUUCUGUCAUCACAAAGCAAGAAAAAAGCGAGCAAGAAAGUAUUUUGGAUAAAAAGAUUGAUCUUGAAUCAGAAAAAAAGCGUGAAAUUCCAAAAGUAGAGCAGCAGAUCGGCACUCCUGUAAAACGUGAAAUAUCAAAAGUAGAUCCAAGUCAACCCGAUAGCACGGAAGACAUCUACGAAUUCAAAGAACCUGAGCCUUUUGAGUUUGAAGUUCGAAAUAAAAGGGAUUCGGGAGGCAGCGGUAAUUCCACUGAUAAAGAAAAAGAUAAGGAAAAGGAUAAGCCAAAGAGCAAACAGCGACCGUUUGAAGAAGAUCUCAAGAGUCCAAAGAAACGAACAAAGCCACCCUUCAACCCCACAAACACAAGCCCAGCUAAAGUUGAGCAAAAGUCGCCGAUCGAAAAUAAUCCUGCUGAUCAGACGGCAGAUAUUAAAAAGAAAGUGCGAAAGAUUUUCAAAAAGAACGACGAAACGGAAGAAACUACUGAGACUGAAAACGAAGAAGCCCCACUUAUAAGUCUCAGAGAGCCAACCAAAUUUUACUGUUCCGCAACUUACAGCAAUAUGAUGGGCUACAGGCGAAAAGGAAACUUUACUGCAAAUGCCACGCGUCCUGACGAAAACUCGACUGAUGAAAGUACUUCUGCGGCCGAUAGCAUAAUCGAAAGAGUUGCAACAGGGGAUGACAGUGUCAAAAAUCCGAAAAAACGACAGCCAAAGACGUUUGGUAGCGCCGCUGCUGCUGCUGCUGCUGUAACCAAAGCUAAUGAGAUCAAGCGCGAAAUUUCCCCUAUGGACAGUGCUGAAGCCAAAAAGAAAGCCCGCAAGGUCUUUGGAAAAAUACCCGAUGACGCAGGUGAUAACGACGAAGAAGAUGACUCUAACAAAGAACUCGCAAAGUUCUUCCCGAACUUGAGCGGCACAAAAGCGCCUCGCAAGGACGUACUUGCGAACAAAGCUUCAGUCGAGACUGAUAAUACGGAUGAGAGUGUAAAUCCCAAGAGACCCGUUGAGGAUGAUUCGGUAAAGGGUGUGAAAAAAAGGCAAAAGAUCGUAGGGACUGUAGCGACCAAAAUCGACGCGAAUUUUGCGGAAACGCCUGAUGCUAAAAAGAGAGUCGUCCGAAAAGUUACUAAUAAAAAGUUGGGAGAUGCUGACAGCGUUGGCAACGAAAGUGACGAAUCGGAGGAGCCAGUACGUGACCACGUUAAGUACGUUUCCCAUUACUCCGGUCCCAAGGGUAAGGCGGGAUCUUUGGCCACAGAAAUAGAAAGUGCACAAGAUAAGCACGCUGUUCCUAAAGCAGACGCACAAGUGACGGAGCCACCUAAGGCGUUUGUACUUUCUAGUAGUGUCCAAUCUAACGUUUCCAAAGACGAUGGCAAAUCUAAACUUGUGGAGCCAACGGCACCUAUAACGACAUCCUCAGGAACUGACAGCAAACAAGGCCCUUCAGUGGUAGAAAAAAAGCGAGUUGGCGACGUAAACACGCCGAUGAAAACGGAAACCAAAACAGAAAUAAAGUCUUUGGAUUUUACACCAAUCGUUCCACAAUUGUUAACAGUGCCAGCACCGCUUAGCGCCCGAUUGCCAGCGACAGCGAGUAUCGAAGAAAAAUUGUCUGCAGCUGCGGUAUUCCGAAGUAAGAUGAAGGACGCGAAAAGGGACGACGAUGCAGAAAUUUUACCUAGGAAGUCGUUCAAAGACGUUAUGAAAAAAACUGAUACGUUAUCCGCGAAAAAGGCCCAGAAGGAGAAGGAAGAGAGUAAAGUUAAAUACGAACCACCAGAGAAAAAGAAGCAGCAGACUAACAUGGAACAGGUAGUUGUCAACAAAGACCCUCUUACUGAGAUCGAGGUGCGAAAAGAUCCUCUGUUGGAAGUUAUAAAGACAAAGGACGACGAUUUGCUCAAGAUUAAAAAAGAUUUCGAACCCAAAACUAGCCUAACGUCAGUAAUACCUAUAAUCACGAAAACAUAUGGAAAUCAGAGGAAAGAACCUCUCCGUAAGCCAGAAGAGGUCUGGAAGAAAGCUGCAGCUAUGGUUGCCUCAAGCAUAGCGAGCAACGAAGGGGUCUCUAGCAGUUCGUCAACCAUCGAAUCUACAAAGGAUUACUCUUCUGCGCGCAAAGAGGCAAUUGUGAACAAAAUAAAAUCCACCAUCGACCGUGAUUCCAUGGACUCAACUGACAGUAGUGAUUCUGAGAGACGACUGACGAUUAUCGACAAUGAAGACUUUACGGACGAUAAAGGUAAUGAGUCUGGUCCCGAUACCAUGAGAACAAAGGCGACUGUGAUAUCAGCUCCCAUAAAUCAAUUUAACAAUAUGUCGUUGCAACAAGAAAUAAAAAAUGUAAUUUGUAAUAUCGAAGCACCUCAGCAACAAGUCAUUGGUAUUAUUGGCAAUUCCGUUAUACAAGGUAAGAGUACAAAAACCGAGGAAGACGGUGAAAAUCUCAACUCUUUGCUGUGCGAAGAGGAAAUUCCUGGAUCGCCUACACCGGGUGGCGAGGCAGUUGAGCAGGAGCAACGGUCGGCAACUAUGCAGAACCUGGCCAAGAGUGAUAUUGGAAGCAAAGUUGCCGUUGCUUUCGUUGCUGCUCAGUUACCAUUGAGUACGGUUCCACCCCCUACUCAACUAUCGAACUGCACCCUAGUGACAACAAUGAGUGGGGGUAUGCCAGUACCGCAGAAUUCGAGGCACAUUGUUCCAGUUCCCAUGUCCAUUCAACAUUUGAACCUUCAGUCUAUACGUCAGACGCUAAUUCAGCCGCAAUUGCAACCACCGCAACAGUCGAUGCCACCACAGAUGCACCAGUCGCAUCAUCCACACCACAAUUUGCAGCAGCAGCAACAACAACAACAACAGCAACAUCAGCCAAGUAAUCAAGUUUCAAUGGCAUUACAACAGCGUAGAGAGAGCAACGAAACAAACCCUGCAAUGGAAAAUACUCCGCCAACGACUCCGGAUUCUAGCACUUCCAAUAUGUCGAAUUCACCGCGCAACGAGAGAACUGGGGGAUCGAUGCUUUCGUCCUCCGAAGACAACUCCAGCAAGAUGCAUCGAGACAGCUCCGAGGCCGAGAACGAUGGAAUCAAUAGUAAACCAAGUGGUGGAGGUAGUAGCCGAUCCUCGGCAAUUGUCAAUCCUGAAAUGCGUGGUAACGCGAUUGCCUCGACCUCGUCCUCCGAACGCGUUACGAAAACACCUCCCAAGCGGAUAGUUAAUGACAACGAUGGUGCGACUUCGCCCAAAAAACGAAAGAAGAGAAAAGAUCAGGACAUGAGCAGUGGCAUGCUGUCUUAUACAGGACCAGGAAAUUCAAUGGCAUCGGGUAAAAAGUCACCUAGACAGAGCAGCUUGCGCAACGCUAGACACGGUAGCGACAGCGACGACGAUCAAAACGAAAGUCUGAGCUCUAUGUAUGUGAAUAGUAAUACAACAAUGACGCUGCACUCUAGUAAUAUGGCAGGAGGAGCAAUGACCAACGGAGGUGCGAUUUCUUCUACGAUGAAUCCACCCGUUGCUGCAUCUGCUGUUAUACAUGCGAUACCGAAUAUCGGCUGUCAAAGCUGGAAUUGGAGUUACACACCAAAGUCCAAAUACAAACUGCUUCCGGAAUUAGAUCCAGGUUGGAGUUCUGAUGAGAGGAUAGAAAUUUUGAAUAAAAAAAUUAGUGAGGCAAGAAAAAUUUACGCAGAGGAGCAAGCCAACUUGGCUAAAUACGAAAAAUGCAUGAAGAAAAUGAAACGAAAACGAAGAGAAGAGCAAAGAGCGCUCGAAAGAGCAAUGUCAGCUGUUUGAUGAGAACGAAAAUUAUAAAGCUACAGCCUGUGUGCGCGUGAGACAUUAUGACAAUUCCUGAAGAUUUAACGACGAUAACGUGGGUAAUCAUGUCUAUAAUAAGAAUCACGUUAUCACUUUUAUUAGUUACUCCUACAGCUAUUCUUUUUUAUAAAACUAUUAAGACGUUAAUAAACGUGAAAAAAACGUCGUAUGACGAUCAUCAAGCGAUUUUUGUCAAACAUUUGAAUGCUGUUUUAUUUUACGUUUGCUUAUUUGAAAAUUUGAUUAAAAAAUUAAUUUUUAUACU